Messenger RNA from Porites evermanni, 3404 nucleotides. The record is from the annotation of a GenBank genome assembly. NCBI's taxonomy places the organism in Eukaryota, Metazoa, Cnidaria, Anthozoa, Scleractinia, Poritidae.
AUGGACACCCUUGUGGCAAUGGAAUUGCUAGAAAAAUUCAAACAGGGUGACCAGUGGUUGUACAGUAAUUCUGAAAUGGCCACUAAAUUUCUCACCAAAGACAGUCCAGAUUCGUAUCUAGAUAUGAUCGCAUUUACAAACAAAACGCUGUAUCCUAUCUUUGGAAAUUUAGAAAGCGCAAUUCUUGAAGGAACUACGCAGUGGCAGAAGACGUUUGGAAUGUCUGCAGAAGACUUCUUUCCCAAUGUUUGUAACACCGAAGAAGCCAAAUUACGGUUCAUGGGGGCCAUGCAUUGUAAUUCACUCUAUGCAAGUUAUGCUGCUGCUAAAGCCAUUGAUCUAAGCGCGUACAGAAGCUGCUGUGAUCUAGGAGGUAAGUCAAAAAACGGAAAGUUCGAAUACAUCACACGAUAUUUUUAAACCUUUGCCUGUCAGCACUGUGAAAACAAUACUGGCUGAAGUUUAUUCCACCUCUUCUGAACGAGCAAUAUAAAGAAACCACGAUCAACAAGAAGACGCCCGAAGGCGUUUACGCGGGAUGUGUUGGUGUAAGAAAGAAUUACCAGUAUGUUGAAUGGCAAUGAAAAGUUGAGUAGUGUAUGCAACAACUGUGUGCAGGAGAGACGGAGAUGUUCUGUUAAGGACUAAUACACUAGAAGAUGAGUUACACACAAGGGUUCUUUUGCUACUCAAAACAAAACUUACAUCAAUAUUACCACCAUAAAAUGGUAGGAGUAUGGGGUAGUUCACUAAAAUUUGCAUUCCUUUACUAAUGUCCUCAAAAAAUGCACUUCCACAUUUAACAAUAGCAUGUAAUGUAUCAUACUUUCAAAAACUACAGGGGUGCAAGGCUGUGCUCUAGGGAAAAUUUCAGGGAGCCUUUCGGGCUCCCCAAGCAUUUUUAGCUGGGAUGCCCAGGCCUCCAAGUUGGUCGCCCAAAUUAAUAAAUCAAUGAGUUGUUAGUUAAAUUAUUUUCUUAACAAGUCAAGCAGACUUUUGUGAAUAUUUUUUUCAUGCAAAAUCACAUCCCUUUGACUGGGCUCCUGAGCUUGCGAAAAAAAAAACCCGCAUGUUGUCAUAUGAAAGUAAGUUUUCGCGCCAUAUUAGAAACAUGGGCAACGCCGCCGAAUAUUUCAUGUUUUUUAAAUGGAAAAGUAAGAUUCUGGUCUGUUUGUGUCUAGUUGGAGUUAUGAAAAGCGGGUUAGCACACAUUUGUAAUUUUUCACAACUUUCCCUGUCUAAUAGCUUGACAUAUGUUUACUGUGUUGGUUUGUUAUGUCGUUUUUUUUUAGGCUUGUUUUGUGGCUAGGGAUCCGUGUAGAAGUGGAUGUAGACUGAAUUACUAUCUUAACCCCCCCCCCCCCCCUUUUUUCAAUUCACUCCAACUCCUUAUUUAAUAACUUGGAUGCAUUCUGAUAACAAAGCGCACACAUCCAACAUAGUUGUGUUUCCAGUGGAGUUAUCGUAUUUUUUUUGUACACUUUCAUCGAUCCUACCGCGUGAUUUAUAUAUAUAAGUUGAGAUUAUAAAAUCCUGGGUUAAACGCUUCCAGUUUCUUUUGAAAAUUUCCCUUUUCAAUUUGUUGACAUUUUUUUUUUUUUUUUGUUGUUUUUUUGGUUUUUUUUUUGCUUUUUUUGUGGGUAGGGAUCCGGGGGGAAGUGGAAGUUGACUUGAUUAUUUUCUUCCCCCCCCCCCCCCCGAUUUUUUUCCUUACCUACAAUUCUUUCUUUAACACAAGUGACAGUUAUUUGAAAUCAGCGCGCGCCUAAAGCUGGUUUCAGUGCCGCUUAGCAGUUUAGUUUAAUAUUGGUCACCUUGAGAAAAGUUUCCCGGAGAGCAUCAUGUAAAGCUCUGAGAUGGGAGAAAGUUAUUACAAUUCGCAAGUCUGACUCCUGUUCAAAAUCCGUUAAGAAAUUGUGUAAAUCGCUCCUAUUUACCAGAAAAAUGGCCACAGCAGCCUUAAAUAGAAAAAAGAUAGAGAUGGAGAAACGCGUUAAUUACCGUUUUUAACAUUCCCGAUGGGGAAAACACGGCUACCUUUUUGGAGGUUACGUGUCUGCCAACAAUUUUUCGCUGGGUUUACACAAAAAUUCUAUCCAAGCAAGAUUUUCGGAAAAUUAGUUGUAAAUGUGGUAAAAAGCAAACGAGCUAUGACUCUGUUUGCUGCAAUGGAAAUUUAAAAUUCCCUGCUAUUUCUCUCUGCUCUAGGGGCUGUGGGAACUCUCGCCUAUGCUCUCUGUCAGUUCUACCCUGAAAUGAAGAUAACAGUUUGUGACUUGGAGCCAGCCGUGAGUUUAGCCCAUCUGUUCCGACCAUCAGUUGAAGCUUGCCCAAAUCAAGCCAAUGUUUCCUUUGCGGUCGGCGAUUUCUUCAAACCUGAAACCAUACCAAAGGCCGAUUUGUAUGUGUUGUCUCACGUUCUCCACGACUGGUCAGAGGAUAAAGUUGACUUGAUUCUUUCAAAUGUCUACAAGUGCUUACCCUCAGGUAAUUUCUGAAUAGAAAGAAGGUUUUGCCGUUCUUUAAGGGAUCCAGCACGCACGUACGGAAAUACGUGCGUGAAAUUAAAUCCAAGCAGAAAAUACUAGGUUCAGCACGUAACUUACAGUUCGGAUCAAGAAAACGAGGUUUAUUAUGUCUUUGGUUUAAUUACUUACUGAGAGGGCAUCAAGGAUUACAGUUCAAGCAGGAAAGCUGUAAAUGAUCGAUCUGAGUGAAAUCCUACACACGAGCGUCAAAAAUCGUGGCUUUGUGACGCCAAAACACUUAACACACCCAUAUUAAAGUCCAAACUUACAAGAAACGCCUUAACAGCUUUACAAUGUUUUUCCCUCAUGAAUUGUAACGAAAACGAACUUUAAUUUUGAAUUCACGGUCUUUAGUCUUUAAGCGAAAUGAGCCCGCGAACUGACUGAUGAAGAAGUGCUUUGGUAACAAAGGGCGUUUUAAUCUAGCAUGCAGCCAACACGGUAACGGUUGACAGUGCAUAUAGAAAUGGCGUAUAAGAUUAUUGUAUGACCAAUCAUCACUCUUGCUAGCCUGACUUCGUCAGUGCUGGAGACGUUUUAACUUCCUCAGUAACUGAGGGUUUAAAAACGACUCGAAGUAAUCGUCUGAAAUUCAGGUUACUCUGUUGCCAUCAAAAGGCAAACAACGCGCCAUUUUUCAUAUCCCUUUUAUUUUUUUCAGGUGGGGGACUCCUCAUUUGCGAACGGAUUUUAAACGAAGACAAACGUGGCCCAUUGCCUUCUCUCAUUUUCAGUCUUCUAAUGUUGGUGUCUACAGGUGGAAAAGAGAGAUCAGCUUCAGAAUACAAGCAUCUCCUGGAAAAGCAUGGGUUUGUAGAUGUUCAAGCGAAAAGUGUUUAUUUUACUCAAGAUGCCAUUUUCUGCAGAAAGAUGUAA